AUGGUGAACAUUUUUUUGGGAUUUAGGGUUAACAUAGCGAUUCUUGAAAUCCCAUGGCUUGAGUCUUCUUCUUCUCUCAAACCAAAUCGGCGCCGAACAUAUUCGAUUCACCACCUCUUCUCAAGGACUCCGUCGUCAAAUAUUGUGCCGCUGGUUCAGAAUUGUAGUUUAGCUAAUAAGUCUCAGUUUAUGAAGGCUUGUAAAAAUGAUGAACUGCUUCAGCAUAGCCCUAAGUAUAUGAUUAGGUUGCAAAAUGGUCUGAUUUAUGUUUAUGGUUUAUUUGAUUAUGUGCAGGGCUUGAAGAUGGCAAUUAUGUUUUCUUUACUUGAAGCAUCAAUUCCUAUUACACCCGAGGAAGAGCAUUAUCCAGUGUUAUCCGUCUCAGUAUCUAGGAAUCUGAUACAAGUGCCAUAUUUGACUUUGAAGAGGAACAACUAUCAUUUACUACCAAUGCCUAAUUUUUUUUUGUAUGUUAUCUUUGGUGUAAUAUAA
Molecule: messenger RNA, 492 nt
Organism: Vicia faba (fava bean)
Lineage: Eukaryota; Viridiplantae; Streptophyta; Magnoliopsida; Fabales; Fabaceae
Source: the annotation of a GenBank genome assembly